This is a messenger RNA of Moneuplotes crassus, 470 nucleotides long. NCBI's taxonomy places the organism in Eukaryota, Ciliophora, Spirotrichea, Euplotida, Euplotidae. The record is from the annotation of a GenBank genome assembly.
UAUGGAAUUAUAUAAAAUAUUAUAUAAAAAUGAGUUUCUUCGGCUAUAUGAAUGCUCCCGUUCAUAUUCCACCAGUAUAUGACACUACUCCUUGCCUUGACCACUUGAUGGAGUAUGAAGACUGUGUGAUUGAUACUGGAACCAACAGAUUGCAUUUCUACAUGCCAUCAUGGCCAAAUCUCUGGCCAGGACUUCAAGAUGGCUACAACGCAAUGAACAGGCCUGACUUACAUUAUGAAAUGCUCUUCACAGAGAAUGACUUCACUAGCAAAGAGGCAGAUUAUAAUCCACUCACACAAAGACAAAAGCAAUUGCUUUAUGAAUGUGAAGAAGAAAGAAUGGUUAUUAAAGCAUGUCUUAGAGAACUUAUAACACUUAAAAGGACUGAGAAGCAUACUUCUUGGAACACCGCAGAAGCUGCCAACCUUGCCUUCAUGUAAUUUUGACAAGACUUUGGACGAAUUUGGGAU